Molecule: messenger RNA, 3116 nt
Organism: Archocentrus centrarchus (flier cichlid)
Lineage: Eukaryota; Metazoa; Chordata; Actinopteri; Cichliformes; Cichlidae
Gene: def6c
Product: DEF6 guanine nucleotide exchange factor c
Exons: 12
Coding region: 396-2300 (634 amino acids)
Cellular component (GO): cytoplasm; nucleus
Source: RefSeq, a predicted model, not a curated record
GAGAAAUAACUUUGAUCCAGUUCUGUAAAUACGAUCUAGUCGUCUAAGUUUGCCGUGUAAAUGUAUUCAUACUGUUGAGAUCCACGUCGUUGGAGGGUUUAGGCAGUAAAGAAAUAAAAUGUGUCUCUUUUUCUUCACUAGUUUAAAUCGUUUGGUUGAAUUAUGAGAGGUGAGGCGUGCAGGAACGUGUGGAACUCCAGGUUUUGUCUCGACGCUCUUUAAGUCAGCCCCGCAUCUGCUUACUUUUGGCCCUUUGUAGUUUGCACCGCUGUCUGUGCUCUGCUCCACAUUUUACUUGGCAGUUCUCGCCACACGGACGCUCACCCGUCGCUGCGUAAAGCCGCUGCGCACCGCUUCGGAAAUGUAGUUUUGCGCUACCCCGCCGGUCUCCAAAAAUGGACCUAAAAUCCGAACUCCUCAAGUCCAUUUGGUACGCUUUCACGUCGCUGGACGUGGAAAAGUGCGGCAAAGUUUCCAAAUCGCAGUUAAAGGUGCUCUCUCACAACUUGUACACAGUGCUGAACAUUCCACAUGAUCCAGUUGCUCUGGAGGAGCAUUUCCAGGAUGAUGAUGAUGGUCCAGUGUCUAAUCAUGGCUACAUGCCCUAUCUCAGCAGAUAUAUACUGGAUAAGGUCAAAGAGGGAAUGUUUGAUAAGGAGAAAUUUGAUGACCUGUGCUGGACGAUGACCAAGAAGAAGAACUUCAGAGGGGUGCCACAGGGGAGACUGCUAUCAGAGAGAGACUGCUUCAAGCUCUUCUGUUUAUUCAACCUCCUGUCAGAGGACCGAUACCCACUGGUGAUGAUACCAGAGGAGGUGGAGUAUCUCCUCAAGAAAAUCUCCACUGCGAUGAGUCAGGAGUGGGAUGGGAAUCCCAUGGACGACUUGCUAUCCCAGGAUGCUACAGUGUGGGAAGAGGGAAUGUCUGUGUGGACCUUCCUGGAAGACAUGGGUACAGGCCGGCUGCUGAGGGUCACCAGUGCUGAGGCCUUCAGUCUGGCUUUAAAUGAGGUGUUUCUGGAGAUGUAUCACAGUGUUCUCAAGAGAGGUUACAUGUGGAAAAAGGGUCAUGUGCGUAGGAACUGGACUGAGCGCUGGUUUGUGCUGAAGCCGUCCUCCAUGGCUUACUACGUCAGUGAGGACUUAAAAGACAAAAGAGGGGAGAUCCAGCUGGAUCACAACUGUGUUGUAGAGUCUAUUCCAGACAGGGAGGGGAAACGCUGCCUGUUCUGUGUGAAAACCCACAGUAAAACCUAUGAGAUGAGCGCUCCUGACCAGAAACAAAAGGUGGAGUGGACUCAAGCCAUUCAAACAGCCCUCCGUCUUCAGAGUGAGGGAAAGUCUUCCCUUCACCACGAACUUAAACUGAAGAGACGGAUCCAGCGGGAAAACAGUCAGCGGGAACGCAGCCGGAGUGCCCGCAGCAGCUGCAGCAGCCGGGGCAGCCAGUCUGAUGACAUGACUAUCCAAGAGACAGAGAAGGUGGAAAAAGAGAAAAGCAAACAGGAUUUAGAGAUUGAAAACAUCAUAAAACAUGCACGGGAACUGGAAACUCGCCGAAGGGAGGCAGAGGAGAGAGAGAGGAGGAAACAGAGGGAGGUGCAGAUGGAACUGGAAAGACAGCUGAAAGAGGCUGAGAUGAUGAAAGACAGCAUGCAGGCUGAGAUGCAGGAGAAGGCAAAGGAGGCUGAGCAACAGAAGAAGAGGAUCAAAGAGUUGGAGCUGACACAGCAGCAACUGGAAGCUGCUCUUAACAUGGAGAUCCAGGCUCGGCUAGAGGAGGAGAGGGCCAGACUGGAGCUGGAGAGGUUGCUGGAGGCUGAAGAUGAGAAGAGGAAGCAGUUCCAGCUCCUUCAGGAGCAGCAGCGGGCCCUGCAAAACCUCAGCCCCAUACAGGAGCUCUCAGACAGCAGUCCCGAUGAUGAUACCCCCUCAGCCCUCCACUCUGCCUCUCAGGAGCUUCAGGAUCUGCAGGCAUCUCGCCAAAGAAGCCACCAGCACCUGGAGGAGGUUCAGGAGAAGCUGAGGAAUGCCAGUCAACAUGUACGGCACUGGAACGUCCAGCUGAACCGACUGAUGACACCCAUUACUCCUGCAGAGCGUUUGGAAAGCCGCCUGUUAUCAAAACCUACGUGCCCCAGAAAGGAGGGAGCGCUGGCCAGCAAUGAGUUCAUCACUAAGUUUAAGAUAAGAGCCGCUCAGGACAGAGACGAUAACGAGAGCCUGGAGCUUCAGCUGGAGGCGGCCAACCUGUCCGAUGAAUCAUACGAGUCACAGAGAGAAGCCAACGGACAAAUGUGAUCGCGGACAUUUUAAAAAGCAUAGAAAUUCUUCUUUUGAGUAACACUGAAGAUUGAGAGUUAAGGGAAAAAUGUUUUGUAAUGAAUUUAUAUUUGAUUUGCACACUAAGAGAGUGAUGACAAUGAGCACAGUGUGAUUCAAGAUUUAAUGAAAACACAUCCGACUAAGACCAACUGAGAUUUACAGUUUUGUACAAUAAAGUUUAUUAAUGAGUAAUAAAGCAAAUUUGUGAUCUUUGUUGUUUUCCUUAGUAUCCAUUUGAAUUUUGCUACAACAUGAAUUAAAACCAAUCAGGAGUCAGAAUUUAUUUUUAGUUAAGAUGAAACUCUCUUCUAGCUCUGCUCUCUCUUUUUGUGUAUUUUUUUAAUCUACCCCCAAAUUAUACGAUUUUAUAUAGUAAAAAGUAUACUUUAACUUAGCAAAUUUUUUUUGGAUUGUUUUCAGUUCACUUUGGGGAUUACAGCAUUUUUUUUAAUGUAACAUAUUUCGCAGUAAAUUAUUUUGGAGUAAAUUAAUAGGUCAUUGUGACAGCCAGUGUUCACUUAUCAAAGAUAUAUUUGUAUAUACUCGAUGUUUAUUGGGGUCAUUUAAAAAAUGAUUUUUCUGCCAGAGAGUAUUUAAAAAAAAUCUGUAAAAAUGUUUUAGCUAUUAUAUUAACAGAGAACGGAUUGUUACAUGGAUUGAAUUUACAGACUAUAUAGCAAUAAAUUGAAGGGUGUAACUUUUUAUUCACUUUUAACUAUAAAAAUGUUUCUAUACUGUAUAUUACUGGUGAUCUGUAUUAUUUCUUUGCUUAUGAUUUUUUAAAACUAUGCA